Messenger RNA from Lottia gigantea (owl limpet), 1002 nucleotides. RefSeq lists its product as hypothetical. The coding region runs from base 1 to 1002 and encodes 333 amino acids. The record is from RefSeq and is a predicted model, not a curated record. The transcript is spliced from 7 exons. Lineage: Eukaryota; Metazoa; Mollusca; Gastropoda; Lottiidae.
AUGUCGACUAUUUUAGAGAGGAAGAUAGCUGCAAUAUGUGGUGCAAUUAUUGGAGAUGCUGCAGCUAUGCCAAUGCAUUGGAUAUACAAACAAGAAAAAAUGGACGAAGUGGUUGAUGGUAAAGAUGAAGUUGAAUUUAGAGACCCUUCAGCCAACCCUUUUUACAUCCUCAAAACUGGAAAAAAUAGUUGCUAUGCUGAUCAGACGUACCAGGUUUUGUUGUCAUUGGUUUCCAAUAAAGGCCUAGACAUUCCAGCUUUAAAGCAAGAAACAGUCAAGAUGUUUGGCCCUGGUACAGAAUAUGAUAAUCCUAAUAGGGGAACAAAAGACCCACCAAUAGAGGGGCGGUGGUUACAUAAAAGUUUAAUUGACUUUUUGGAGAGCUAUAAAAGUGGCUCUGAUGAAAAAGGUUUUGAUGAUAAGAGUGCUGAUUGUUACUGUAGAUCCAUUCCAGUAGUAGUAUUAUAUGCUGGUCGACCAGAGUUGUUAACCAAGGUUCGAGAAGUUGUGUCGAUGACACAGAAAACUCCUUUAAUUAUAGCUUCAGCUUUAACUGCCGCUAGAAUUCUAGAGAAUCUGAUAUUAAAUGGAAGAAACCCUAAUAUACUAGAAGAUACUAUAAAAACCCUUCAAGACCCCGGUAGAAGUGACCCAGAUGAGAAUGAUGGCAAGCUAGCUGAGUAUUUACAACAAGUGCUGGAUAACAAGUCUACAGACCAUACAGCUGCUGCUAAUAACUUCGGAAAGGCUUGUUAUGUUCCUGGAAACCUGCAAACAGCUCUGCAUUCCAUAGUAACUUAUGAUAAUUAUGCUACAGCUAUCAGAGCAACAAUCAAAGCAGGUGGUUGUUCAGCAUCCAGAUCUAAUUUAAUUGGUGCAUGUAUUGCUGUUCAGUGUGGACUUGAAAGCAUUCCAGAAACAUGGUGGCAGAGAACAGAGAGGUUUCUUGAAGUAUCAAAACUAGCACGGGAUUUGGCCAGCAUCUCUUCAAAACUACGAUGA